AUGACCAAUAUAUCGUGGUUCCCAGAGGAUGGAAUUAUCGAGCCACUUUUCCCAACGAAUCUUAAUGAAACAUAUGGAUUCAACGACAGCGAGACAUUCUUAUACGAUGACAUUGAUAGUUUAUACGAUGUACCGGUAGGAAUAAUAUUCCUAUUAAGUAUAUGUUAUGGAAGCAUAUCAGUACUUGCUGUGGUGGGUAAUUCUCUGGUGAUGUGGAUUAUUGCGACUUCCAGACGAAUGCAAAGUGUUACUAAUUGCUUUAUUGCUAAUCUCGCGCUCGCUGAUAUUGUUAUUGGACUGUUUGUUAUUCCAUUUCAAGCAGCAUUGCUUCAGCGAUGGAAUUUACCCCAUUUCAUGUGUGCAUUUUGUCCAUUUGUCCAAGUGCUUUGCGUUAAUGUAUCUGUAUUUACAUUGACAGCAAUCGCUAUAGACCGACAUCGAGCGAUAUUAAAACCUUUAAGUGCACGUCCGAGUAAGCUUAGAGCUAAAAUGAUCAUCGCUGGGAUUUGGGUGAUAAGUGGAGUUUUAGCAGCUCCUAUGGCUGCUGCACUUCGAGUUAUUUUUAUACCAGAGCAUAUUGCAGGACGACUACAUUUACGGCCGUUUUGUCAAAAUGAAAAUAUGUCGGAAAAAUCAAUGCUGACUUAUCGAGCGUUACUUGGAUUUUUACAAUACCUUACUCCAUUAUCAAUAAUAUCGUGUGUAUAUACACGAAUGGCGCUUAGGCUUUGGGGCAGUAAAGCACCCGGCAAUGCACAGGAUUCACGUGACGCAAACCUUAUGAAAAAUAAAAAAAAAGUUAUUAAAAUGCUAGUUAUAGUAGUCGCGCUCUUUGCAAUCUGUUGGCUUCCCCUCCAAACCUACAAUGUUCUACAGUACAAUUAUCCAGAAAUAAAUGAAUACAGAUAUAUAAAUAUUAUAUGGUUUUGUUUCGACUGGUUGGCUAUGUCAAACAGUUGUUACAACCCUUUUAUCUAUGGAAUUUACAAUGAAAAAUUUAAAAGAGAAUUUAAACAAAGAUGUCCGUUUACAUCUAGAAGAUGGUCAACGAAUCAUCCAAUAGAUAGUUACGAUAUGGAUAAAACACAGAGUACUAGGACAUCAUUCAAGUACAUCCUUAGGUACGACUGGCGUAAACAUGCUCAAGAAAACAAUUAUUCCGCAAAUUCAUCAAUCUGUAGAGGCGUAUCUCUCCGUGAUUCGUCCCGAGUGCCGAUAAAACCUACCCAGAAUAAAAUGGAACCACGAAAUAACAAUUAUUUAAAUCGAGCACAACGUACUAAUUGUCGAAAUAAAACAACUAAAUUGACGAUGGCCACCACUACAGAAAAUAAUGAAACGCUUACUACGGAUUUUUAUGUUUAUGCUGACAAACAUAAACGCGCCGAAAACAAUUCAAGUGAUCUCGAGGAAUUGUGUCUAUAA
This is a messenger RNA of Cotesia congregata, 1425 nucleotides long. Lineage: Eukaryota; Metazoa; Arthropoda; Insecta; Hymenoptera; Braconidae. The record is from the annotation of a GenBank genome assembly.